This is a messenger RNA of Astrephomene gubernaculifera, 857 nucleotides long. The record is from the annotation of a GenBank genome assembly. NCBI's taxonomy places the organism in Eukaryota, Viridiplantae, Chlorophyta, Chlorophyceae, Chlamydomonadales, Astrephomenaceae.
CUCCAGGCGCUGCCCAGCAUCCUAGCGGCGCAGGUUCUCUCCCCCCGCCCGGGGUCCCGCGUGCUGGACAUGUGUGCGGCUCCCGGCGGUAAGACCACCUGGCUGGCCGCUGCCAUGGGGGACGAGGGCCGAGUGGUGGCGCUUGACCGUACGACAGCAAAGGUUGAGGAGAUUCGCUCCCUUGCUCGCGACUUCGGGCUGACGAGUGUGGAGGCGCACCGGGCGGAUGCCACCCAGGCGGUGCGGCUGCAGCAGCAGCACACGGAGGCGGAGGCGGAAGCGACAGCAGCAGCCCCUUCGUCACCCAGUGAAGCGGCGACACAGGCAGCAGCAGCAGCAGCGGAGGCAAAGGCGGCAGCAGCAGCAGGUGCCGCCAUGCAGGCGGAGGGGGCGCCGGCAGCGGGCUCAUCUGCCCUUCAUCACUCCCCCUCAUCUCCACUGCCAGCGUUGGGUCCGCCUCCCUACCACCCCGCCUCGUUUGACUACAUCCUGCUGGACCCGCCCUGCUCAGCUUUGGGGCUGCGGCCCCGACUGCUGCAUGCGUGGAGCCUGAAGCAGCUCCGCGCCCUCGCCGCCUACCAGCGCUCGCUGCUGCACACCGCCGUACAGCUGCUGGCCCCCGGGGGGGAGCUGGUGUACUGCACGUGUACGAUAAACCCCGAGGAGAACGAGGGGAACGUGGCGUGGGUGCUGGACAGAUACCCCGGCACGCUGCAGCUGCUGCCCGCUGCCCCGCUGCUGGGGCUACCCGGGCUGACGGGGGCGGACCCGGGGACUGGGGCCAGGUGGCUGAGGCAGGAGGAGGCGGAGCUGGUUCAGCGGUUCGACCCGGGUGUGUUGCUGCCGGGCCGCAAACG